GGGUGAUGUCCCGGAACGUGGGCGAGGGCGGAAACUCGGAAACGGGCAACAUACAAUCGCGCGGCAGUCUUCACGGCAGUCGAGGAUCUCGCGAAUCUCGCGAGGAUCGCGGCGAAGGACCGUCUCAGCCUCCGAGAUCUCUCGACCGAGCGGAGCCGCAAAGUCGUGUACUCUUGGUCCGACCGGGGGAUCGAGUCGCUUAAUCCGGCCGUGCCAAUUCACCUCCCCCCCCUCCCCUUCGAUCCUCCGCGCUUUACACAUUCGCCCUUUCGCGGCGUCGCGGCGGAGAAUCGGUUAGGAGAUUUCCGCCUUCAAUCUCGCCCACCUCGUGGCAAUGAAUUUGCAACGGGACGCAGAUUCUCCCGCGGACGAGACGUGAGAGAACGACGACGACGUCGGCCGGCUGCAGCGUCGCGACGUGAUCGCGUAAUAGAUAAGAGGAAGUGGGUUGGCACGAUCCUCCUCGAUAACCGGCGGUUAUCGAUAUAGCCUCGACGCCUCGCAAGAUGCUCGUAUCUCGCCCGUCGUACCACGCGCUCAGUUUACCCCGCUCGAAAGAGACCGCCUGUCUCUGCCUUUCGGUUCGCCGCGGGACGUCGCUUGAUCGGCUUGAUCCAGCCUGAGCCGGGGACAUUGUUCAACACCGCGAACAAUAAUCGAUCGUGGUGCCGCGACAGUUUAAGGGCUUAAGGUUAAGGGUGUCCACCUUCGUCCGUCCGUAUCGUCGCCCCGUCAACGUGCGUUCCUCCUACUCACGGUUCCGGCUCAUCGUCACACCGGGCUAAUCUAAGGUGUGAUCCUCCUGCAGGACGAGGGAAUCCCCGGCGCAGGUUUCCGAAGAGACAGCUCUAUCUCGCUCAACGUACAGCUUCAUGCCGAAAAGCCGAUUGGCUCCAGCCUGGCCGCGCGGAAAAAACCUCGUCUAAAACGCGCGCGCGCGCGCGCUGUAUUUUUCCCGUCCCGUUGUGUGCUCCGGGGCCUGCAAUCCGCAUAUAAAUGGAAUCCAUCCCGUCGGCUAGACUGUACGCAAAAGUCAGAAGCUCUUCGACAAAGAGGCGGCAAAAAGCGUCCUUGAAUCCCAGUGUUGCCUCGCGCCACGAGAAGCAGGACGAGCGCCGGUCCGCCGGAGGAUGCAGCCUCAUUCUACCCGGAGAAGACGUAGGAAACGUCACCGAGAGGAACGCUUGCGAGUAGCUUAAGCGCGCGCAACUCAGCGGAUUAUAGAGACAAGAAUUCGAAACAACGUACACACAUCUUCGAAACGCACAUUCACACACGCGCGCGCGCGCGCGCGCACAAUAUGGUCGCUGAAGGAACAAGCGUUGCGACAUAGCGGCAAGAUAACGACGUUACGAGACGACGAUAAAUCCGCGAAUGUCGGAAUGAGGAAAGGUCGAGCGAGCCGCGAGCCACGUGGUCCACGCCACGUUCUCACGCUAUAAUCGAGAGCUAUACGUCGGCGAUGUGUACGAGUGCCCGAAUGCGCGGCAGCUUAAUGGAGCCUCGAUCUAUAUCGCGGAGGAUGGUGCUCGGCGAACAAUGCCGCUUUCUCCGGCGAUGAGAAUCGCAUCGUGUCGAAUCGUCGAGGAAUAAGUUCAAGAGGCUGGAGACGACGGCGGCCGGCAGCGAACUCGUGCGCCUUUCAAUCGAUAACACUUCAGCACGUGCUCGUCACCGCGGCAGCAUCAUGGGGAACGGCAUGAACAAGGUGCUCCCCGGUCUUUACGUGGGUAAUUAUCAGGACAGCAAGGACAUGAUUCAGCUGGAGCGGUACAAGAUUACGCACAUCUUGGCCAUCCACGACGGGGCUCGUCGUUUACACUCGGACAAACAUUACCUGUGCAUCUUGGCCGCCGACACUCCCGAUCAGAACUUGUCGCAGUAUUUCUCCCUCUGCAACGACUUCAUUCACGCCGCCCGCCUUCGCGGCGGAAACGUUCUGAUUCAUUGUCUGGCGGGAAUGUCGAGGAGCGUGACGCUGGCGGUGGCCUACAUCAUGAGCACCACCGACCUGUCUUGGAAGGAAGCGCUCAAGGUCGUCAGGAUGGGCCGUUCCAUCGCGAACCCGAACGUCGGUUUUCAGCAACAGCUCAAAGACUUCGAGUCCAAUCGCCUGCAGGAGGAGCGCCGCAGGUUGAGAGAGCGGUUCCCCAGUCUCAGUCUGACGGAGGCGGACGCCGAGACGUGCCAGUCCAACCUGAGGAAUUAUGAGACCCUUGCCUUGGCGAAGGAGGUGUGCGAAGGCAAAUGCGCGAUGGGACGCACCUGUCCGACCGGACUUUGCCGACAGGCCUCCAAGAGGAGCCCGAGGAGGAAGUCGUCCACCAGCAGCAUCGGAAGCGCGUCUUCCGGUAGGACACCCCCGCAAACACCCAGGCUACUACCGUCCGCGCCACCUUCGCCAGCCUUGCACAGAUCAGCGAGCGUGGUGUCUACGUCGAGACCGAGAAGCGGGCCCGCGGGCUUACAUUCCUACACCGGAGGAUCCGCUCCACCUUCCAGAGCCGUGUCGAGGGUGGAUCUCUCGGCAGCGGUCGCCUGCAGCAGCAGCAACGCCAAUCUCUCCGCCGUAGGCAGGUCGAGCGCCUUCUCCGGCAGCAACUGGCGCUUGACGGCCGGUUCCGCGCCGAACACGCCGAGAUCGACGCCGCCGGUGUCCCCGCAACGUUGGCCGCGACGACUCUCGAGCCGGCAGACGCCGCAAUUGCCAGCGCUACCAUCGGAGUCGCAGCCCCCGCUGACGUAGCGUCAGGAGAAGCUCGAUUCGCUGUCGAGCUUGGCGGAAUAACGAGCCAAGGAGAUCGACGUUACCCCUGCUGUCCGAAAGGAGAGGAGAUCCUUCUGCCGUUAUUGCGUUUCCCUUUGCAAGUACUCGUCUCGUUACACUCUUAUCAUUACGUUCUCGGAUGCGGUCGACUCGGGUCGGCGAGUCUUCUUCGUCCGACGCGGAGGACAGCUUCGAAGAGAUGAGUAGGGCAGAGAGAAUGUCCCGAGCAUAUCAGUAUAAAUUAUCGUCGCUCAUUGCGAAGAUGAGCCUGCUUAAUAUCUCCCCUUGGGGGGGGGGGACUCGACGUCUGAGGUAUUCGGCGGGGCGUUCGAGAUGUUGCGGAUGAUCGAGUCGGCUAGACAUGAUCUUCACAAUGAAGUCGACAACGAGGUCGAUCGAAUUCGAGGAACUUUCGUCCGGGCGACGAAAAGGAGUGCCGAUACGCCGGACGUGCCGCGCGUAUCGCGUCGCUGGGGACUGUUGGUGAUACUGACGUAUAUAAGUUGUUAUAAGUUGUUACCGGUUGAGUUGUUGCUUAUACACGGCGAGAAAGUGCUUUUAUCGCGGAUGCGGGGACGAGAAUCGUGCCCCGAUGGUCUGCGGGAACACCUGAUGAUUUGUGUAAACAAACUGUAACCCCACGCUCCAUGUAUAAUUUCACUGUUGGCUUUCGACCAGACACGAGAAACGAUAUCGGCGGACGCCAUCAUUGACAAUCUUUCAUUUGGGUGUCACGAGUGUCACGAGAGGCGAGUCGAGUCAAGUCCGUCUGACGCGCGCGCACCGAUCGAUUCGCGAGACGAAUUAGCGAAAUAAAUUGGAAAGAUUGGAUUGAUGUGUGCAUUAGGGACAUCGCAAUUAAUCCCCUGGGACUUUAUCGGUUACGACGACUACGGUGACUACGUGUAAUCAAGCGCGGUGGAUCGUUUCGCGCUCUCACAGCGUCACUCAAUCGCGCUAAUAACGCCCGUUAACGAUCUUCCUCCGCAGUAACGAUCUUCCCCGGAGACGGCGCGUGAAUUAUUGCCGGUUAAUUAUCGGGUGUGACAAAAAAGCGCUGUCGGACGGUGGCGAUUGUGCGAUAUGCGCGAUAUCGUCCCGAGGAAUUAAUUGAGAUGACAAAUGCGAGGAAAAACGCGCGCGAGCGUUUGAGCGUCAUUAGUUAGUUUGGGCAGAGGAGGCGAUUGACGCAGGAGAGUUAUCGGAGAAUAUUUUUCAAUAGAAUCUCAAUAGAAUUAAGACGACUGAAUGAGAGUAUAUAAGGCCGUAGAUAAGCUCACGGGUCUCCCGGAUCUACGAUAGCGAUCCGGGGGCGAUUCGUUCUGUGAAAGACCAAAAAGAAAGAAAAAAAAAGAAACACGGAAGUUCGCGCGCAGUAAUUGCGCCACGAUACGCGCAGGAAAUGACGCGGAUCUUCGUUCCACCAACUUGUUCCAUUAUUUUCGCUCACGACCGUCCAUACGAUUGUUGGCUUUCUAGCGAGAUCGCACUGUUUUACCGCAUGUUGUUAAGACGUAAAAAAAAGGGAUAAAAUGAUACGUACGCACACGUUACGAAACACACACACACACACACACAUACA
This is a messenger RNA of Harpegnathos saltator (Jerdon's jumping ant), 4349 nucleotides long. RefSeq names its product dual specificity protein phosphatase 22-B. Gene Ontology annotation, cellular component: cytosol. Lineage: Eukaryota; Metazoa; Arthropoda; Insecta; Hymenoptera; Formicidae. The coding region runs from base 1688 to 2746 and encodes 352 amino acids. Gene Ontology annotation, biological process: signal transduction; protein dephosphorylation. The transcript is spliced from 8 exons. Gene Ontology annotation, molecular function: protein tyrosine phosphatase activity. The record is from RefSeq and is a predicted model, not a curated record.